AUGGCGGAGUCAGGAGGAGGAGGCGGCGGCGGCACUUAUGAGUUUCUAAAACAAAGGAGGAGGCUGCAGCAGCAGCAGCAUCAUGAAGUGGGGGCGGGGCUGGAGAUGGUGGUGGGUGCAGAGAAAAAAGAAAGAAUAUUCUCUUGUCAAUACUGUCCCCGGAAGUUCAGCACUUCCCAAGCUCUGGGCGGCCACCAGAAUGCCCACAAGAGAGAAAGAGCCGCCGCUCGCUUCAAUGCUCAUUUGCACCUCCACCAUUCAUCAACAAUAUCCUCAUCCUCACCACAACCUCCUGCAGACAGUACCUUCACUAAACUCCAUCCUCAAACUUAUAAUAAUAUUAUUAAUCCCACUCCCAUUCCCAGUACUACUACUUUCAACUGGUUCGACCACCUGCCCUUUCAACUCCGCCCUUCCACCUCCCCUACUCCCUCCGCCGCAGCCUGCCGCCUCCUCCUCGCCACCGCCACCACCACCACCACCACUAACCCUGUUGAUCAUCAACAUCAUCAUCAUCAUUGUCAGACUCUCUCUUCUCCUUCUGCUUCUACUCCUGCUACAUCACCUUCCGACGCCGUCACCGUCUCUCAUGACCAUGCAGUUCACAACCUUGAUCUUACCCUCCGCUUAUGA
Molecule: messenger RNA, 633 nt
Organism: Impatiens glandulifera
Lineage: Eukaryota; Viridiplantae; Streptophyta; Magnoliopsida; Ericales; Balsaminaceae
Product: zinc finger protein 3-like
Exons: 1
Coding region: 1-633 (210 amino acids)
Biological process (GO): negative regulation of abscisic acid-activated signaling pathway
Source: RefSeq, a predicted model, not a curated record